Messenger RNA from Colletotrichum fioriniae, 603 nucleotides. Lineage: Eukaryota; Fungi; Ascomycota; Sordariomycetes; Glomerellales; Glomerellaceae. The record is from RefSeq and is a predicted model, not a curated record.
AUGUCCUCACCCACAACCCACGAGCAGCAGCUCGCGCUCGCCCGCGAAGCCUGCCGCCCAAAUCUCGUCAAGAACCUCAUGCUCCAAAACAAACUCGCCCACUCCUUUGGCCUCCGCGUCGCCUUCUCCACCGAGAUGCCCCUCGUCGCCAAGCGCGCGGGCUACUCGGCCGUGCUCAUGAACCUCGAGCACAUGGCCAUGAGCAUGGAGACCAUGAAAGACAUCGCCGUCUCGUGUCUGAAUAUUGGCAUCACACCAACCGUAGUCGUACCAACAUGCGCCCCAGAAUGGAUCUCCCGCUGCCUCGACUCCGGAGCCCAAGCCAUCAUCGUACCGCACGUGAACACCGUCGAGCAAGCAAAGAUGUGCGUCAACGCAUCAAAAUUUCCCCCUCUGGGCCACCGGUCCGUAACCAUGGUCACGGCAAUGACACAGUACACGACGACGCUAUCCUACGCGGCCAUCGCCGAGGUAGUCAACGACGAGGUCCUCAUCAUGCCCAUGAUCGAGACCAAAGAAGGCGUCGAGAAUGUAGAAGCCAUCGCCGCAGUGCCGGGCAUCGAUGCCUUGUUCAUCGGCUGCGCAGAUCUCUGCAUGGAGUAA